Spodoptera frugiperda (fall armyworm) is the source of this 2613-nucleotide messenger RNA. RefSeq lists its product as uncharacterized. Lineage: Eukaryota; Metazoa; Arthropoda; Insecta; Lepidoptera; Noctuidae. The transcript is spliced from 11 exons. The coding region runs from base 265 to 1698 and encodes 477 amino acids. The record is from RefSeq and is a predicted model, not a curated record.
GUCGGCUGUCAGAUCCAGUCGCAUGCGUUUGCUUGUUGUGGCCGGUACUAUUUGUGGUAUUUUUUAAAUGGUGAAAAUAAAGUUACCGAUGUAAAUACUAAUGUAAAACGAAUUAAUUUAUUAUAAAAACAUACGAACUAUUAAACGAGUGUAGUGUGUUGUACUGAACUGUGAUAAAUACUGUAUAUUACGAGUUUGCCGUAUUUUCAAUUCUUGGAAAGUUGGACUGUCAUCGAGCAGAUUCGAAUGCCAGAAUAAGUCGAAAUGUGUGUGCGGGAUGUGUGGAGUGCCCUACUGGGGCUGCUGAUCGUGUCUGGUACAGCGUCUGCAGAGUCAGCCAGCUACUGUUCUGUGAAUACAUUUAACACAAACUCCACAUGGAUGCAGUUCACGAAAGAACCUGUGCCCACCGAAUACGGCUUCGAAGAUAAGUUCAAGAGUAUCCACUGCUGCGUAAAGGGUUACAGGAGUAUUGAGUGGUUUAAAGAUGGCGUCGCGUACCCGUGGUCUGCGGGUGUAUCCAACAUGAUCCUGUACCCCGAGGCUGCCAACCAGACACUGUACGCGCGGCGGGCGACCCGGGGCGACUCCGGCAACUACACCUGCAGACUGUCCAACGAGACCCACGUCGAGGCACACACCGUCACACUUACCAUCCUAGAAAAACCGACGGACGCACCGAGAACAAUGUUCAUUUCGAAAGACCAGUGGGUGGAGGAGGGGGCCGAGUUACGACUGUACUGCGAAGCUCUCAUCGGACGGUCCCUAUUAGCCGACGCCCGUAGCGACCUCCGGUGGCGAAAAGUGUUUCCCAAUGGUACUGAGGGUGACUUGCUGCCCACGCAGACUGAAAUCAAGACCACCCGCGAGGAUGUGCCUGACAUCAUCGGUUCCUACCUGACCGUGGACAGAGUGUCGGGACAGGACUACGGCCCCUACGUGUGUGUCGUACACAGCAACGAUGCCGUCUGCAAGAACCACGUCACCGUUCAUUAUAUACAUGACACGACAUGGUGCGGCAGUGGCAGUGUGCCGUGGCGGGCGCUGGCGCUGGGUGCGGCCGCGGGAGCCCUGGCGCUCCUGUCGGCGGCAGCCCUACACCGACGGUGCACGCCCAGGCUACUGCUGGCCGCCCGACAUGUGCGGGCCAGGGCGCAACCCACGGCCCGGAGAGCACGAGUGUUAGAGAAAGAGUUCGAUGUGCUGGUGUGUUGGACAGCGGUGGACGGAGAGCUGGUCCGAGGGGCCUUACUGCCGACCCUCUCGCUCAAAUACAAGUACAGGGUACACGCCGUGCCGCUAUCCACACAACCUGAUACCUGGUACAGUGAGCUGGUAGGCGAGGCGUCCCGGUGUCGCUCGCUAGUGGCCGUGCUGUCGCCCGCGCAACAUUCCCCGCAGCAACUGCUCACUGCACUGCGACAACUGCGCGCGCUGCCGCUGCCGCCUGUCGUGGUAUUACUACAGGACCUGCCGAAACUAAAACGCGAGGCGAAGGAAGGCGGCGAGAGCCUGGUGUCGACGCUGCGCGGCACGCGGCUGGUGGCGUGGCGCCACGUGCACGAGCGCGCCUUCUGGACCGCGCUGCGCCUCGCGCUGCCGCUGCCGCCCGCGCCCCCGCGAGAUACUAAACCAAAUCCAGCUGAGACGGAGGAGAACAAAUACUCUCGGUCGGGGAGCAUGACUGCAUUGGUGUGAGUGAGUGAGUGACUGAGUGCCGGACACUCCCGCGACCCCGCACUGACAAUUUAUUCGUAUGAAGACUGUGAGUAGUUAUAGUUAAUUGUAAUAUCCAAUAUCACAUUACGGUAAUUAGGAUCUAAGUACAUUUGAAACCUGUAUACAGUUUUCUAAGAUCUCAGUGUCUUUCCUUCGUCUGAUUACUAUAACAUCUUAUAAUUUUUCCAUAUCUCACGUGCCAAUGGAAAAGCUAUCAUGACAAUUUAUUUUAAGUUUGCGGUUGUAUUCCACUAUUUAUUUUAUUUAUCUUUCGUAUUUUGUUUGUAUUACUUCUUUCAAGUAUUAUUUCGGCGGCUGGAUGCUGCGGUAGGUUGUGUCGUCAGCUGCGCGACGGCUCUUAGUGUAGAACAAUAAAGUGUUAAUUUAUCUUCUUAUAUAAUUGUAGUAAUUUAUGUUGUUUGGAAACAGCGGAGUGUAGUGUUGCGAUGAUUCAGGGUUCUGUGAUAUCGACGAGAAGUGUGGCUAUUGUAAAGAGGCGGUAGUUUAUAAAAACCAUGUGAAACCAAAACAAUGUUUAGACUGUAGAACACGACGUAAGCUUGGUGUUUGUACACUGCUGGCUCUUUCUGAUCUUGUUUUUUACAUUUUUAUUGUAGUGUAAUGUUGUAAGUACUGCUGAUGUAAAUAUUAUUAUAGAACGAGAGUAUUUUUACAUAAUGUUUAGUUGUACGAGGAAGCUUAGCAGGUUACUGUUAAUGUAAACAUUAGUAUUAUAGUUUAAACGAUACAUUCCGUAAAUAUAUGAUUAUGUUUGUUCUAAGUUCCCUUAAACCGACGCUGAAGUUUCGAUGCGAAACUUGCUUCAAUAAGAAUCUAUUUUCUUAUCUGAAAAUGUUGUAUGUAAAUAAAACAAAUGCUAUUGAUACGUAAAAA